Molecule: messenger RNA, 1342 nt
Organism: Corylus avellana
Lineage: Eukaryota; Viridiplantae; Streptophyta; Magnoliopsida; Fagales; Betulaceae
Product: chromogranin (DUF1639)
Source: RefSeq, a predicted model, not a curated record
CUACAUACACUCAAAAACCUCAUUCUCUCCCUCCCUCUCUCUCUCUCUCUCUCUCUCUAAAACACCUCUCCUCUUCUCCACAAACAACACCACCUAUCUCUCUCUCUGAGAGAGCUAGGGUUUUUGUCUCCCUCUUCGUCUGACAACCUUGCUGGCUUUGCAGAGAGGAAGGGAAGGAAGUGAUAUAUACGGUUGUUUCGUGUGUGUGUGUGUAGGUGUAUGCAAUGGCUACGGCACCGGUGAAGUCUCAGCCACUGCACAACUUCUCGCUGCCGUUCUUGAAAUGGGGAGGCAAGAGCCACACCAACACCACCAGCCGCUGCCGCCGAACCGUGUCGCCGGUGUCAUCCGAGCCUGACUCUGACUACCACGACUCCGACCCGCCGCCACCGCGGGUCGGAUCCCGGUCCGCGGGCAACCGGUUCGGGUUCUCUCCCUGCUCCGUAUCCGACCGGCCUCAGAAGCCCGAGCGAGGAGAGAGCGGCUCCGCGGAAGCCGACGACGGCGGAGAGAGGAAGCGGGAGGCCGCGGAGGAGGAGGAAGCGGAAGCGCAGAAGCCGUGGAAUUUGAGGCCGAGGAAGGCCGUGCAGAGGAGCGGGAUGAUGGAGAUCCGGGCGGAGAGGGCGGUUGGUGCGGUGAUGGCGAUACCGGGGGUUCAGCUGCAGCAGCAGAGCGAGAACGCGCAGCCGAAGUCGCUGCGGCUGAGGGGGAUCGCGACAGAGUCGCAGAGCACGGAGAAGAGGAAGUUCUGGGUCGCGCUUUCCAAGGAGGAGAUCGAGGAGGACAUUUUCGUCAUGACUGGCUCCAGGCCCGCUCGCCGGCCCCGGAAGCGCCCCAAGAACGUCCAGAAACAGCUCGACAAUGUUUUUCCUGGGAUGUGGUUGGUGGGGACGACGGCUGAUUCUUAUCGGAUUGCCGAAGCUCCGGCGAAGAGAUAGAUAUGCUCAUAGCUCAAGCCUACUUAAAUUCCUGAUACGAAGGUAGAUACGACCACAGCAAAUUGUGAUUUGUGAAAGCUUGGAGAGGUUCAGCGACAUUGUUCCUGCAAAAUUCAGAUCUUCAUUGGAGGUAUAAUGUGCCGAAUUUUGUAAAAACGAGCAAAUCAAGUUAUCAAUAGAAGGAAGAAUAUGAAAAAGACAAAAAAAGAAAGAGAUAUCUAAUUUCUUUGCCUUCUGUUUGUUUGUUUAUUUUUUUUCCCUUUCCGUGGUACGCAUCUGGGAUUAUGAUGUAGGGGUAGAGUUUAGUUGGGUUUUACAUGGGGGUAAGUAUUUUAAGAUGUAAACAUGAAAAUAUAGUGAAUUGAAUAGUCUAAAUUUGAAUGUUAAUUUUCUGUUCAAUUUUA